This is a messenger RNA of Chrysochloris asiatica (Cape golden mole), 597 nucleotides long. RefSeq names its product coiled-coil domain containing 153 (gene DRC12). Bases 1 to 597 code for a protein of 198 amino acids. The transcript has 6 exons. The record is from RefSeq and is a predicted model, not a curated record. Lineage: Eukaryota; Metazoa; Chordata; Mammalia; Afrosoricida; Chrysochloridae.
AUGCCACCUAAAACUAAAGAAAAAAGAGCACAGAAGAAGAAAAAGAAUUUGGGUGCUGAUGUGGAGGCUGAAUCCAAGUACAGACUGGCCAGGCUGGAGAAAGAGUUGCUCCAAGACCACUUGGCUCUGCAAAGGGAUGAGGUUCGGCGAGCCAAAGCCUCUGAAGACCAACUGAAGCAGAGGCUGCAAGGGCUGGAGGCUGAACUGAAGGAGGCCUACAGUGAAAGGAAGGCCAUAUAUGCAGAGAUGAGUCGGCAGCACCGGGCCCUGCAGAAGGAGAUGGAUACCUGCAGCAGACACCUGGAGGAAGAAGUGAAGGGCCUUCGGGAACAGCUAGAGACAUGCCAGAGGGAGGCUGAGGCUGCCAGGAAAGCAGCUGAGAAGGCCCUUGAGGAGCGGGACCGGACUCUGGCUCAGCUUCGGGCCCACGUGGCAGACAUGGAGGCUGAGUAUGAGGAAAUCUUACAUGACAGCUUGGACCAGCUCUUAGCCAAGCUAAGAGCCAUCAAGCCUCAGUGGGAUGGGGCUGCACUGAAACUCCAUGCCAGGCACAAGGAGCAGCUGCGCCAGUUUGGACUCAACCCCUUGGAUCUUUGA